Messenger RNA from Saccostrea cuccullata (small rock oyster), 1970 nucleotides. Its product is annotated as zinc finger protein 708-like. The transcript has 2 exons. Bases 175 to 954 code for a protein of 259 amino acids. Lineage: Eukaryota; Metazoa; Mollusca; Bivalvia; Ostreida; Ostreidae. The record is from RefSeq and is a predicted model, not a curated record.
UAAUCAGCCGUUACAAACAGCCAAAGAAGGUAAUCCAUCAAUCUGUCAACAAUAACAAAAUACUAAAAUAGACUGGACCAAGGAGACUAUAGUUUUUUAUUCUUAAAAUAAGAAACCAUAGUAUUUCAUUACUGAAGAGAAACCGACUUUCAUAUACUUCUCUUUUCUGGUAAGAUGGAAGCUACUAAUCAUGUGACUGAGGAUUUCCAGAAUGAACAAGAUGACAGAAGUAAGGACACACCUAUCCAUGCCUGUGAAAUCUGUGGGAAGACUUUUGGUUUAUUGGCCUCUUUAAGGGUCCAUAGAAGAACCCACUCAGAAGAUCGGCCUUAUAAAUGUGAGGUGUGUGAUAAGGCCUUCAAACAGCUGUGUGCCCUCCAACGGCACAACAGGAUACACACAGGGGAGAUGUUAUAUAAAUGUGACUACUGCCAAAAAGAGUUUAAUGAUCAGUCAAGUAUCCAGAGGCACAUCAGAACUCAUACUGGAGAAAAGCCUUUUGUCUGUGACCUGUGUGGAAGGGCCUUUGUAGAGAACCAGCAGUUACGACGCCACGUUCUCCGUAUACAUACCAACGAACGCCCGUUUGUCUGUGAAACAUGCGGAGCCCGGUUUGCUGAGAAAGGAACACUGACUUGUCAUUUGUUGAUUCACACCGACAAGAAACCUCAUGCCUGUGAUAAGUGCGACAAGGCAUACCGCUCGUCUAGUCAUCUAAAGCGACACAAAAUAUGGGCUCAUGAAGGGGUGAAGCGCAUCCGCAAUCCACUGAAUUUAACAUACACCUGUGAGGUGUGCUUGAAAGACUUUCACGACAAAAACGACUUUACAAGACACACAAGAACUCACACUAAAGAAAAGCCCUACCAAUGUCCAGUGUGUUCAAAGUGGUUCAGUGUUCAGUCAAAUCGCAACAAACAUGUGAGAGCAGUGCAUCCACAGUCAUCAAUUUAAUAAAUUAAACAUUUAAUUACCGAAGGAUAAUUUAUUGGAAAUCUUUAUCAUUCUUCUGAUGUUUAUAUCCUGUUGGGUACAUGUAGUAUACGUUAGAUAUUUUUUGAAAAAUUACAAUGAUCCUGUCAGUAGAUAAGAACAGUUAAACAUGCUUGAAAUGAAAAGAUGGGGACGGACAAUUUUGCUCCGUUAUAAGUAUAAUUUAUUACAUCCGUUAAAUUUACAAUAUAUUUUAAUGUUACAGGGAAUAAAAAAAACUUUGCUGUAAGCGUUAACUGAUUAUAAAUUUAUAAGCGUGUUUGCUAUAAGCAUGUAUUACUGUACUUAUUUGAAUUAAACACAGGACAUCACUAAUUAUAAUGAAUAACAUCUGUCCCCACAAUUACUAGGAUUUUUUGUGUAAACAUUAAUGUUUUGAUUGAUUAAAAAGCUGAAUUUUUUUGGUGCGUAGGGGAAGGGGUGGUGGUGGUGGCAAGACUUGCCCAUUGAAUUGUUACUUAUUGAUAUUGUUUAAUUAAUUUGUUUUCCCCUCUCAAAUUAUGGGUAACCUUAUCUCCAGCAAAACAUAGAAUAAAAAUGAGCAAUAUCAAUUUUUGUAUUAGUCAGUUUUUCGAAGACAAUGAAUCCUGUAUAUUUUGUUUUCACCUUUACAAUUUUACAAUAUCGAUGCUCUGUAACUCUUAUGAGAUAAAGUGUUAUUAAUGUUAAAGUGACUUGAGAAUUUGAAGAAACACUUACAUCUUGUACCAUGUUAUAGAUUAUCCUUUUGUUGACUUUUUGAUGCCGUUGAUUAUUCAGUAUUACAUGUAUUUACUUACAAAGAAAUGAAUCUCUAUAUGUAUUUCUUGUUGGGCAUUGCAUUUGCCAUUAUUGCAGUGAUAUAUUUAAUUAAUUUAUUAUUCAUUCUCUUGUUAUAAUUGUUGAUCCUGUUCCUCGUUUUGAAGUGUGUUGCUGAGAUCUUUUAUCAGCUGGCAUUUAGAUUGAUUAGAAGUGUUGAAAUACAAGUGUAUAUUUUA